Molecule: messenger RNA, 921 nt
Organism: Choloepus didactylus (southern two-toed sloth)
Lineage: Eukaryota; Metazoa; Chordata; Mammalia; Pilosa; Megalonychidae
Product: olfactory receptor 2AG2-like
Biological process (GO): G protein-coupled receptor signaling pathway
Cellular component (GO): membrane
Molecular function (GO): olfactory receptor activity; G protein-coupled receptor activity
Source: RefSeq, a predicted model, not a curated record
AUGGGGAGGAGACCCAAUCAGACAACCAGAAAUGACUUUGUUCUCCUAGGGCUUUUUUAUGAUAUUCAAUCCCCCAAUCUCCUUUUCUCACUCAUCUUCUUGAUGUUUCUUGUGGCCCUUUUUGGCAAUGUUAUGGUUAUUCUCAUUUGGAUGGACUCUAGACUCCAUACACCUAUGUACUUCCUUCUCAGUCAACUUUCCAUCAUGGAUCUCUUGUACAGCUCCAUUAUUGUCCCCAAGAUAGCCAGUGAUUUCCUGUCUGGGAAGAACACUAUUUCCUUUAUUAACUGUGGAAUUCAGCUCUUUGUCUUCACAACCCUUGCUGCAGCAGAGUGUCUUCUCCUGGCAGUCAUGGCUUAUGACCGAUAUGUGGCCAUAUGCCACCCUCUCCGCUACUCAGUUCUCAUGUGCCCUACAGUCUGUGGCUUCAUGGUGGCUGGCACAUGGCUGGUUUCUCUGCUCAAUUCUUUGGUCCAUGCCAUAUAUAUUCUGAAUCUCCCUUUCUGCACUUCAAGGGAAAUCCAACAUUUCCUUUGUGAGGUCCCAGCUCUCCUCAAAAUUAUCUGUGCUGAUACAUCUCUUUAUGAAAAUGGGCUUUUUGUGAGUGGUGUUUUGUUCCUCCUCAUUCCAAUAUCCAUCAUUAUGGCUUCAUAUGGACAAGUACUUACUGUUUUGAGAUUAGGAUCAAAGGUAGGGAUAAGAAAGGCUUUGGGAACCUGCUCUUCCCAUAUGAUUGUGGUGUCUCUCUUCUAUGGAACAGCCAUCAUCAUGUACCUUGUCCCCAAAGCCUAUCACACUGCUCAGCAGGAUGAAGUAGUAUCUGUCUUCUACAUGAUUGUCACUCCUAUGCUCAACCCCCUCAUCUACAGUCUUCAAAAUAAAGACGUGGCUGCAGCCCUCAGGAAAGUUCUGGGAAGGUAA